This is a messenger RNA of Alternaria postmessia, 924 nucleotides long. RefSeq lists its product as uncharacterized. The coding region runs from base 1 to 924 and encodes 307 amino acids. The record is from RefSeq and is a predicted model, not a curated record. Gene Ontology annotation, cellular component: mitochondrion. The transcript has 2 exons. Lineage: Eukaryota; Fungi; Ascomycota; Dothideomycetes; Pleosporales; Pleosporaceae.
AUGUCUAUCCCAGUUCGCCGUGCAGUAUUAUCUGCUAUCUCAAAGGACAGCGCGAUAGCCUGCUCCUGUCGACAUGUCCCACGCUCGAGGAAUUGGCGCAUACAAGAACAAGUGCGAUGUUUGAGCACCACCCCAAAUCUACAAUCAGGCCACUCCAAGUGGGCGACUAUCAAACAUGACAAAGCCAAAAACGAUGCUGGCAAAUCCAAGCAGCGGUCUCUCAUGACCCGCGACAUCACCAACGCCGUCAAGCUCGCUGGCCCAAAUCCCGACCUAAACCCCCGCCUUGCCCUUGCAAUUUCCACCGCAAAGAAGUCCGCCGUGCCAAAAGCCUCUAUCGAAGCCGCAAUAGCCCGUGGGCAAGGUCUCUCCGCAUCAGGUGCCGCUCUCGAGAACGUCCUACUCGAAGCGAUCUUACCGCCCUCCAUCGCCACGAUAGUCGAAUGUCAAACAGACAACAAGCUGCGCACCCUAGCCGACCUGCGCCUCCUUGUAAAAGAGGCAGGUGGCAGUGUAUCAACGGUAGCCUUCAUGUUUGAGAAAAAAGGUCGGAUAAUAUUACGAAAGAAAGAUGGUGUUGGGGUCGACGAAGUACUAGAGCCGGCUUUAGACGCUGGUGUAUUGGAUGUCGACGAGGAUGCCGAAGGGAGAGUCGUGCUAUACACAGAACCUGCAUCGACAAACAAGACGGCGGAGAAAAUGGCCAAGGAGCUAGAUCUUGAGAUCGAGGAGAGUGAGAUCAUCUACGAUCCUAAUGAGGAUACAAAGGUACCGUUGGAGGAUGAGGGAGCGGCCAAAGAAUUGAACAGCUUCCUGGAUGACCUGCAGGAAGUGCAGGGUGUACAAGGAGUGUAUAUGAACUGGACAAAAGGUAGCAUAGGAGAUGACGUCUGGGAGGAAUUGAGAGGCAAGGUCAACGCGUGA